Messenger RNA from Diatraea saccharalis (sugarcane borer), 729 nucleotides. NCBI's taxonomy places the organism in Eukaryota, Metazoa, Arthropoda, Insecta, Lepidoptera, Crambidae. The record is from the annotation of a GenBank genome assembly.
AUGUACCCAAUGAUGGACGUGGAACACCGCGCGCCGCCUUUGGACGCCCAACUAUUUACCAACGUCAAAAAGAAAUGGAGGCCGAAAGGCCAACACAGCGCGCCGCGCGGUGGGCCACCUCGAUCUUGGACGAACGCUGAGCUUACAGAAGCCCUACAACAUGUAUGGAACAAGAAAAUGACUACGAGUCAGGCAUCAAGGAUUUUCGGUAUCCCGUACAACUCACUGCUUAUGUACGUACGGGGCAAGUACGGCAAGAGCCUCAAACUAGAGCAGCUGAGGAAAGACUGCAUCGGCGGGCCCCUCGACGUACUCAACAUGAAUUCCGGGAACAACAACAACAAUCAUCCGCCCAGCAAACACCAGCAUGAUAAAGAAGACCACCAAAACGCCAGCCAAAGACCAGCCAGCUCGGAGCCAGACAUUGCCUCAAACCCAAUGUUUAAUCCGUUCUCACAAGGCUUCUAUCCAGAGUUCCCGCCAGGGUUCCCGAUGCCGCUAAAUAUGCUGCAUCUCCUGCCGCCAAAUGAGAAAGCAAGAGAGCUGUAUCAGUCAAUGCCGAUGGCUUUAGAUACCCUCUCCGGAGUAGUAACAAAAGAAGAAGAUUGUAAAAGUGAUAGGUCUAAAGAGAACUCUGCAGAUGAGGAGGGCGACGCGUACCGCGCGCCCUCUCACCCGCCGCACCCUCCCGACAAUCGUACGCUACUCCAUCACAAUGGUCAGGACUAA